UUAAGAGUGUGAGGUUUGGCCACUGUCUGUCGCAGCGAACGAAGCAAAGGACACACUCCGGACGAACGAGUGCAUGUUACAUAUAAACGUCUGUAGUAGAGGACAUUUGCUCUCAAACGAAGACGCUCCGCGGUGGUUCGCGCCAUUUUCUGUGAUUUAGUCAGAAGACGCUAGCGAGCGAGCGCUGAGAAAGGCGACAUCGAAGAAGAGGGCCCUGAGUGGGGUGCAAAUCGCCUCGCCCGCCGCUGGGUCAUCAUCAACAAACGUCGUCGUUGUGUCCAAUCGACGUGGGCAUCCACACGACGGCAAACAAACAUCUGCGAGAAGACACAGGGCACGGCAACCAGUGUUUAUUAUUAUUUUUUUAAAUUGUAUUUUCAUUUUUGCUCCUCUGCCGCAUCCCGGACUUUUGCUGCCUAGCAGAGUAUGCUAAAUAAUGAGCCAAAGGGACACACUGGUUCAUUUGUUCGCCGGGGGAUGUGGGGGUACAGUGGGUGCUAUUUUGACGUGUCCUCUGGAAGUGGUGAAGACCAGACUGCAGUCCUCCUCUGUUACACUUUACAUCUCUGAAGUUCAGCUCAGCACCGUAAACGGAGCCAGCCUCGCCCGCGUCACUCCACCGGGGCCUCUGCACUGUCUCAAAUUAAUCUUCGAGAGAGAGGGACUGCGGUCGCUCUUUCGAGGACUUGGACCCAACCUUGUGGGUGUGGCACCUUCGAGGGCGAUCUACUUUGCUGCUUAUUCAACAGCCAAGGAGAAGCUGAAUGGCGUGCUGGAGGCAGACUCCACCCAGGUGCACAUGGUGUCUGCUGGAAUGGCCGGGUUCACAGCCAUCACAGCCACCAACCCCAUUUGGCUGAUAAAAACCCGUAUGCAGCUGGACUCCAGGAACCGGGGCGAACGCCGCAUGAACGCCUUUGACUGUGUUCGGCGGGUGUACCAGAUGGACGGCUUGAGAGGUUUUUACAAGGGCAUGUCGGCGUCGUACGCGGGCAUCUCUGAGACGGUUAUCCAUUUUGUCAUCUAUGAAAGCAUCAAACGGAAGCUGCUACAGUCGAGGACUCAGACUGGCAUGGAGGCCGAGGAGGAGUAUGUCAAAGACGCCUCAGACUUUGUUGGCAUGAUGCUCGCUGCAGCCACUUCCAAAACCUGCGCCACUACCAUUGCAUACCCCCACGAGGUCAUCCGCACAAGGCUACGAGAAGAGGGGAGCAAAUACCGCUCCUUCUUCCAAACUCUGCUGACCGUGCCCAGAGAGGAGGGUUACCGGGCGCUGUACCGCGGCCUCACCACACACCUUGUCAGACAGAUUCCCAACACGGCCAUCAUGAUGUGUACCUAUGAAGUGGUGGUCUACCUGUUUGGCCGUUAGCGGCCACGCCUGUGCUCCUUCCAACUGUGUACAGACUCGAAGACGAAGGCCUUUUGGCAAGGAGCAAAUGACGACCAAAGGAAAACCCAAGAAGCUGAAGUGGACCGGCAGAGUAUAAACAAGUCAUAUCUGAAACGUGAAAGGAGGGAAAACCCUUUGGUACCAUUUCAACCUGUAGACUGCGAGUUCCCGUCUUUGGCUUGACUGAAGAGAGAGAUUGCUGAAUGUUGCCUUGGGUAAGAAAGAGAGAUGCCCAAACAGAAGGAGCCUCUGAAAAAAAGUUAAUGAGCACAAUUCAGUGGCCUUAAGUGUUGUUUCUACAAGUGAGCGAUGGGUAAAUUGCUGCUUUUCAUUCAGGUAGAGAACAUUUCACAAGGGGGAAUGCUUGAAGACGACUGCAGAUGGCAGGAAGGAUGGAAACAAAAUGUGAUUGGAAUUGCCAAAUUUCUCUAUUCAAAGAUGAUGAAAGAUUUUUUUUUUUUAAACUAUCCUUUAUUUUCUGACGCAAUUUUCUGUUUUUGUCUUCAGGCCAAAUAACAGUACAGUGGGCCCUGGGGAUAAAGGCGAUAAUAAAAAAAAAA
Hippocampus comes (tiger tail seahorse) is the source of this 1953-nucleotide messenger RNA. Its product is annotated as solute carrier family 25 member 36-A-like. The record is from RefSeq and is a predicted model, not a curated record. Gene Ontology annotation, cellular component: mitochondrion. Lineage: Eukaryota; Metazoa; Chordata; Actinopteri; Syngnathiformes; Syngnathidae. The transcript has 7 exons. Gene Ontology annotation, molecular function: pyrimidine nucleotide transmembrane transporter activity. Bases 437 to 1372 code for a protein of 311 amino acids. Gene Ontology annotation, biological process: pyrimidine nucleotide import into mitochondrion.